Molecule: messenger RNA, 1226 nt
Organism: Bufo bufo (common toad)
Lineage: Eukaryota; Metazoa; Chordata; Amphibia; Anura; Bufonidae
Product: tetraspanin-15-like
Exons: 8
Coding region: 132-1070 (312 amino acids)
Cellular component (GO): membrane
Source: RefSeq, a predicted model, not a curated record
GCGGCCAGUGAGGGGUUAAUGAGUGUCCCCUCCCUGUGCUCGGUCUCUCUCCCCAUGCGGAAGUGUGCAGCGCCGAGACAAUGACCGGGGAGCGCACGGCGCCGUGCAUGUAAGCAGCAGCAGCAGCCGCCAUGGCGGGCAGUGACACGUGGAGGGCCACCCUGCGCACCUACUACUGCAUCAAGUUCUCCCUGUCCUUCUACUCCACGCUGUUCUCGCUAAUAGGCCUCUUGAUCUUGUGCAUCGGAAUAUACGCAGAGAGUGAACGGCGGAAGCAUCAGACUUUGGAAGGGAUAUUUCUGGCUCCAGCAAUCAUCCUGCUUCUCCUGGGCAUCCUGAUGUUCGUGGUCUCCUUUAUUGGGAUGGUUGGUUCUCUAAGAGAUAAUUUACUGCUUCUCAAAAUUUUCUUCUGGGUGUUGCUGAGCAUUUUCUUUGUUGAGAUUCUCCUGAUUGUCAUUGAACUGGUGUUUGAAACUGAGAUGAAGAAAUUUGCACAUGCAAAUAUACUGGUUGGAUUGAAACAAUAUUAUGACGACUUGGAUUUUAAGAACAUUAUGGAUUUUGUGCAAGAAAAGUUUUCAUGCUGUGGAGGAGACCAGUUUACAGACUGGAAGGUGAAUCCAUAUCAUUCAUGCAACAGCACCGGUCCUCUAUCCUGUGGGGUGCCAUACACAUGCUGUAUAACCGGAACGGGCACUGGUGGAGUGAAAAAUACUCUUUGUGGUUACCAAACCCUCGAUAAAGAGAGACUUGACGUUGUGAAUAUCAUCCAUGUCCGCGGAUGCAUCCAUGCUGUGGGCUUGUGGUUAAAUGAUAAUUUUGGAAUUACAUUUGGCCUAGUAGCGGCAGUUCUGGCCCCUCAGGCUCUAGGCAUUGGAUUGUCUUAUCUGUUUUGGACAAAACUCAAAGACCUUUGUGCUUAUGAUGAGACUGACUUCAGAUUCCUGAAAAUAAAAGACUUUAACUUCAAGGACCUUGACUUGAGUGGAGCUGGGUGCUGUCUCUGCUUACCACGAGAGGGAGGCUACCUCCCAGUCAAUACGGAUAGUGAUGAUGACAGAACAAGCUAGAGGAUCAUCCAGCCUAUCCUCAUCCCUCUCAGAACUGCCUCACACACAGCAGUGACAUUUUAAGGCAUUGUCCUUGAACUGAGAGUGGUUACCUGUUUUAUUCCCAGAAACAGCGCCACUCUUGCCUGUGUCUGGUACUGCAGCUGAGCCCUAUUC